Molecule: messenger RNA, 530 nt
Organism: Lytechinus pictus (painted urchin)
Lineage: Eukaryota; Metazoa; Echinodermata; Echinoidea; Temnopleuroida; Toxopneustidae
Exons: 3
Coding region: 69-530 (153 amino acids)
Source: RefSeq, a predicted model, not a curated record
CAUAGACAUGUCGUUUGGAGAUUUCUUAGCAUUUGCUUUGCCCGGUUGCGUUGAUCUUCACCUUGUGAAUGAUGGCUAACCAGUACAUAGGAUGUUGCAUCGAGAAUGCCCGCGAGGGUGCCCGGUGUAGGAGGCAACCACUCCCAGGCUUACAGGAAUUUCGUUGCUGGCAACACGUCAGACAGCCAGCAGCGGUCCAGUGCAGUGCGCACGUCGAAGUGUCCGGAAUUCGUCCUGGACGUCGAGAUCGCAGACGCUCCAGUCGGCGACGCCUUCAUAGGCUAGGAGGGGACGCCGGCAACGCAUUCUACUGCACGUUGCACAGGGAGAACGAUCAUGCGGAGGUCGUUCCAGCGUACCGUCAACGGCUGGAUGAGAGGCGGCGACGCGAGGAGGAGCUUGAGCGACUCCAUCCUCGACCAUGUCGACAAAGAUCACCUCGUCUGGUAGCGUGUGAGAUCGCAGCUGCAGCCGCCGCUCAGCUGCAAGCAGCUAGAGAGCAGCGUCGAGACAACCAUCGAGCCAACUAG